This is a messenger RNA of Coregonus sp. 'balchen', 2568 nucleotides long. NCBI's taxonomy places the organism in Eukaryota, Metazoa, Chordata, Actinopteri, Salmoniformes, Salmonidae. The record is from the annotation of a GenBank genome assembly.
AUGGAGGCGUUUGAGUUGUCUGAGGACGCCCUCCAGUACCUGGAGAAUCUGGUGAUGAAGAAAGGGAUUAGAACCGGAACCCCCUGGAGGAUGAACAAGAGGUUCAAGGUCAAUCACCGGUCUGUCUGUCUGUGACUCAACUGUCUGUCUCGCUCUCUUUAUUUAUCUAUUUACUCUCGCUCAAUCAAUUCAGUUCAUUCAGGAAGUCCCAUACAGAUUUCUCCUUAUUCGUUUCCUGAAUUUACUGACUUCAAAACACAAUUGGCCACAAUCCUAGUGUGUGCUCUCUGUAAAUGCUUUAUUUACAUAACCCUGUGUGUAUUCUAUGUCAAUGACCAUCUUGUUUGAGCUGUACGGCAGGGUUUUGUCCUGUAAAACACUAUAUCUGAGAGGGUGUUGUCUGGUCUGUGUAUGCAGGUUCUCUCUAAGUGGAGGAAAAAGGUAACCAUGGUUUCCAAGCUGCUCAAUUUUGGAGGCUGCUCAGAGGCGGCGAAACAGCAGAGAGACAAAAUGUUGCCCACAGGCCCUUUGGGUUGGUCAACCUUCCUCUUUUACGGACACACACACAUACAUGGCUAAGCUCAGCAAAGGCUAAAAGACAGAUUGGGUGUUGUAUAGGGAUUCCUCUGGCUAAUAUCAAUAUCCAUGGCAGUGCUGAUGAUGAUGUCACUGUUGUUAUGUUGCAGGAGAUGUGACUCCCUCUGUGCCACUUUUAAAGUGCCUUGCCAUGCAACAGGUACUGCUGAUCUGUGUUUACACACACACACACACACACACACACACACACACACACAUCAGUAUCUUUCAUGUGUCAUUUCCUCUGCUGUUUCCUUACAGGAGAAAAUACCCUUAGUCAACGAGAACGACGUGUCUAAAAUGAGCAAGCCUUCAUCUCCCAGAAAGACCCUGGCUGCAGCCUCUGGCCUGUCCACAUCUAUGGCCUCCACCCAGGCUGCCCAGUCAGCCCCAUCCUCUCCACCUCCAUCUGAUCAAUUUACCACACCGCCAACAGUAGCCGCCCCACCUAAAUCGUCCAUGGCCCAUAAGGCAUCUCCCCCUAGCGGUGUGGUCUCCAGCUCCAUGGACCACCCUGCCCAGUCCAUGGCCACCUCUCCCCCCAGACACGUCACCCUGGUACUGCCUGAGAGUCCCGCCACAUCAGCCUCCACCUCCGCUCAACCCAGUACCAGACACAUCCCUAAACCCACCAAUGUGGCUGCAGUCCCCGUUCACAUCCACCUGACCUCCCCCUGUGUUCUUACUACCCUGGAGGAAGACGGAGAGGAGGAAGACGAAGAGGUGGAAGAGAAAAAGGAGGUGCGUGCUCCAGUGUCGUCCUCCCUCCUCAAGAUGCUUUCCUCUCUGACGCUGACCCCUGAGGUGGCCCUCCAUGCCACCCUGGUGCCCUCGCGCCAACAGAGCAGGCAUGGGCAGCUGGAGGAAUGUCAGCCAGCUAGCCCCAUGAACCAGCAGGAGGAGUUUCAGCCAGCUAACCCCAGUUACCAGCAGGAGGAGUUUCAGCCAGCUAACCCCAGUUACCAGCAGGAGGAGUUUCAACCAGCUAACUCCAGGUACCAGCAGGAGGAGUUUCAGCCAGCUAACCCCGGGUACCAACCUUACCAAAAGCCCAGGGGGAAGAGUGGCCGAGACCUGGGGGGGACUGGUAGUGGUGCCCCUGGAGGAAUAAGGGAGUCGGGGUGGACCCAGACCCAGAGAGAGGCUGCUGGGAUGGGCAGCAUUGGAAGUCAGUGGAAGGUGAAUUUUGCUGGGCUUGGCUCUCUUAGUUCCGGAGGGCAGAGGAGGGAAGAAGAUGCCCCAUGCAGCAGCACUGGCUUCAGGUCCCCUACACUGAACGACCUGGCCCCACCACGGCUGCUGGGGGCCUGGACUGAGAACAUUGCCAAUGUGCCAAUACCCAUAGGAGGGGGUGGGGGAGGCCUGGCCUGGAGAUCUGGAGGUCUGUCCGCCGCUCAGGGAACCAGCCCUACUCUCCGCUCUCAGUUAAUCUCGCCCCCGUCCACCCCGCCUUUAUCCUACCCUCUGAGCCACAGCCCUCUGACGCGCUCCCCCCUGCCGCCUCUCGACUCCCGGGCCACCGACACACCUUCUCCAGACCUGGAAACCUGGACCCUGGAUAGUUCCCCCUUCCUCGGUGGCAGGCUGUGUGAGUCCAACCCUCCAGAUCUACAUGUAGGUGAAACCAGCAUUGGCAGCAACACUGACAGGCACACCCAGAGACCAGGAGGAGCCAGCUCCAGCACAGACCCACUCACCACACUCAACUCCUGGCUCAGCAGUGACAGUCUCCCCACCGGAGCUGGCUCAGACUCUGGACAGUGGUCCCUCCUCUCAGAGAUCGACAUGUCCCCACUCCGCAGUGGACUGGUCUUCUCCCCCCUCACUCCCAUCUCCUCCUCCGGCCCCCUCAUCCCUAGCCCCAGCACCUCCCCUACCAGACGCACCAGAGGCAGCAAGCCAGGCAAGGAGAGACCCAGGGUCCUGGAGACACCUAAUUCCCCGUAUCACAGGCGCAACAGAGACAGCAGAGAUUAUUAUGGGGAGAUGUAG